Amaranthus tricolor (Joseph's coat) is the source of this 1549-nucleotide messenger RNA. RefSeq names its product zinc finger CCCH domain-containing protein 11. The coding region runs from base 168 to 1283 and encodes 371 amino acids. The transcript is spliced from 8 exons. The record is from RefSeq and is a predicted model, not a curated record. Gene Ontology annotation, biological process: cytoplasmic translation. NCBI's taxonomy places the organism in Eukaryota, Viridiplantae, Streptophyta, Magnoliopsida, Caryophyllales, Amaranthaceae. Gene Ontology annotation, cellular component: cytosol. Gene Ontology annotation, molecular function: mRNA binding; metal ion binding.
AAGUAGCUUCUGGAAACCCCUCAUUGUCUUUCACUCGACUCUUACACCUCCGCCUUCCUCCACCUGUAUACUCUUUCCCCAAACUAAUCGACAAAAUCAACGAACCUCCGGCGAAACUUCACCGAGAAACAUCGCAAUUUGUGCCGGAGCCGGAAAGUUUACAGACGAUGCCUCCGAAACAGCAGUCGAAAGCCGAUCUAGCCAAGAAGCAGAAGUUAGUUGAGGAUAAGACUUUUGGUCUUAAAAACAAGAAUAAGAGCAAAAAUGUCCAGAAAUAUGUUCAGAAUCUCAAGCAAUCUGUCCAACCAAAAAUUGACCCUAAGAAAACUGAUGCCAAGAAAAAGAAGGAAGAAGAGAAGGCCAGGGAGAAGGAGUUGAAUGACUUGUUUAAGCUUGCUGUUACCCAGCCUAAAGUUCCAGUUGGUGUUGAUCCAAAAUCUAUACUAUGCGAAUUUUUUAAGGCAGGGCAGUGUACAAAAGGUUUUAAAUGCAAAUUUUCACAUGAUUUAAAUGUGCAGAGGAAAGGAGAAAAGAUUGACAUUUACACAGAUAAGCGGGAUGAUGGAACAAUGGAGGAAUGGGAUCAAGAGACCUUGGAAAAAGCUAUUGCAGAGAAGAGUAAGGAGUACAAUCAGAACAAACCAACGGAUAUUGUGUGUAAACAUUUUCUGGAUGCAGUGGAGAAAAAACAAUAUGGUUGGUUUUGGGUAUGUCCAAAUGGUGGUAAAAGCUGUCAUUAUAGACAUGCCCUUCCUCCGGGUUAUGUUUUAAAAUCUCAAAUGAAGGCCCUGCUAGAGGAAGAGACAGAUAAGACGCCAAUUGAAGAAGAGAUUGAGGAGCAGCGGUCGAAAGUGAAGUCUUCGACGCCCAUGACUCCAGAAUUGUUUGCAGAAUGGAAGAGGAAAAAAACAGAGGCAAGAGCCGCUAGCAUGGCUUCACAGAGCGAAGAAAGAGCUAAGAAUGACAGAAUGAGUGGACGAGAACUAUUCAUGUCAAAUGCUAGCUUGUUUGUUGACGAUGUUGGGGCAUGGGAGCAAUAUGAAAGAGACGAAUCUGAAAAUAAUGAGCCAGAGGUAAAUGGGCAAUCUGGUAAAGGGGACCAUGGUAGUUCAGUGCAUGGUCAUCCUGAUGCAGCAAGCUCUUCUGGUGCUGCUGCAAAUGGUGAUGCUGAUGAUGUUCCAGAUGACAUUGAUGACGACUUAGAUGAUGACGAGUUGGAGGAGCUUGAAGCUAGUUUAUCAAGAACUUCUAUCCAAAUCAAGGAGCCCGAAUGCGGUCCGUAAAUGUGAGACGAUUUUUGGGUAUUGCUCAAUCCUGGCAGUCGGUUAGUACCCCAUUCUAAUUUUGUGCCUCAAAAUGGGUUAAUUAUAUAGCGAUCGGGUGCAUGUAGUUACUGCUACAUUAAGCCGAUUUCAAUAUUGAAAAUAUAUGUUGUCAUGUUGUGUCUUUAACAUCACUAUAAUAAUUCUGAAAUCUAGUUUUUUUGAUACCAUUGAGCUUUGUACGUGAAUCAGUUAAUCACCUAUUGGGUUCUUUUGGCUUUCUGCAA